Lentinula edodes (shiitake mushroom) is the source of this 2179-nucleotide messenger RNA. RefSeq names its product Catenin-beta-like protein. The record is from RefSeq and is a predicted model, not a curated record. Gene Ontology annotation, cellular component: spliceosomal complex. The coding region runs from base 62 to 1945 and encodes 627 amino acids. The transcript has 11 exons. Lineage: Eukaryota; Fungi; Basidiomycota; Agaricomycetes; Agaricales; Omphalotaceae.
CGCUGCCCCGGACCACUCAUCAUCUUCUUUCAAAUAAGUCCGCAACAUUAUCAAUACCGACAUGGAUAUAGACAGUCUUUUCAAGGUUCCCAAGUUUCCGACGAGUGGAAAUAAACGAAAAAUGCCAGCUAAUCCAACUCCAGAAAUGCUGAAGAAGAUGCGAAUAGAAAGCGAAGCUUCUGAGAAGGGCAUCGAAACCCUUCCGAAUUCACCAGGAGGGAAAAGCAAGACGCGUGCUACUGUGGAGGACGCGAUGGAUGAGGACGAAGAUCCAAGCUUUGCACCCGGCGGAGAUGCCGAUUAUUUUAUUGAGGAGGACGAAGACGGGAGAUUUUACGGCGGCGGAUUGACUAGCGAACAGAAGGAUAUACUGAAUAUAUUUGAACGUGCAGGUGACGAGGUGUUGGCAGAAUCCGAUGAACUAACAAUAACUGGCAUACGGAGAACCCUCCUCAAAUUUGAACGCGCGGUCAGCAAGAAUCAAGAUCAACGAUCCAAAUAUCCAGAUGACCCCACGAAAUUUAUUGAAUCAGAGGCGGACCUCGAUAAUGCCAUAAAAUCCCUCCUUCCAUUGGCUCAAGCUCCUGCGCUCGCGUACUCCGAGCUUGUACGGUCGGAAACUAUCGUUCUCCUCGUUGGCUUGCUUAGUCACGAGAAUAUGGAUAUUGUGAUCGAUGUGGUAGAAGUUUUUCAUGAACUUACAGAUGAAGAUGUUGGGGAAGAAGCAGACGGCAAUGAGGAAGACAGCGAAGGGCAUGCCGCCAGUCUGAAGCUCCUUAUUGAAUCACUUUUGGAAAAUUCGAUAAUGGAUCUUCUGAUCGGUAAUUUGAAGCGCCUGAAUGAAGACGAGGAAUCAGAUCGACAAGGUGUAUUCCAUAUACUAGGAUUUUUCGAAAACCUCGUUGGUUUCAAUCCUUCUCUUGCUACAGACUUGGUGUUGAAGACAAACAUUCUUGUGUGGUUGCUUCAACGAAUCCAAUCGAAGAAACACGAUGAGAAUCGGGGUUAUGCAGCUGAGCUACUUUCCAUCCUCUUACAGGACAACCAGGCCAAUCGCUUAGAACUUGGAAAAAAGGAUGGCAUCGAGACACUGCUAAAGGUUGCUUCACAAUACCGCCGGCGAGAUCCCGUCGAUGCAGAAGAGUUGGAAUUCAUGGAAAACGUCUUCGAUAGUCUGUGCUCUGCACUCAAUGAACCUGAUAAUAAGAUGCUUUUUGUGGAAGCCGAAGGCCCUGAUCUAAUGGUUCUGCUCAUCAAAGAGAAAAUGGAAUCUCGUUCAAAAUCUAUCAAAACGUUGGACUAUGCCAUGUCAGGCCCAGCAGGUACAUUGAAUUGUCAGGCAUUUAUAGAUGCCUUAGGUCUAAAAACAUUGUUUUCUGCUUUCAUGGGCAAAGGUACAAAAAAACAUAAAUCCGCUGCCCUUCCACUUGCAUCAGAGGAUACGUCCCAUAUAUUAGGGAUUAUAUCUUCAUUGUUUUCGAACCUGCCUUCGGACUCGCCCGAACGAAUUCGUCUUUUGACCAAGUUUGUCGAAAACAACUACGACAAGGUUGAUAAACUCUUAGACAUCCGGGACAAUUCUCUAUCUCGAUUGAGAGUAGCCGACGCUGAAAUCACGCGUCAGAAAAAGGAUGUGCUUGCAGAUGGCGAGGAAAUCUCACCGGAAGAUGAAGACGCCUGGUAUAUCCUGAGACUAGAUGGAGGUCUUUAUACUCUUCAGACCGUGGACUAUAUCCUUGCUUGGAUCGCAAUGGAAGAUGAUGGCAUCCGUUUACAUUUAUCACAGAUGCUCAGUAGGAAAAAUCAGUCAUUGAAAGACGUGGUCCAAACUCUACGGAUAUACCACGAUAACGUUGGCGAAGAUUCGAACAGCACUUAUGAUGCGGGAUCCACUUCACAAAAAGCCAUACUACAAGGACUCAUUCUUGCACUGGAGCCUACAUAGAGUCACGGAUCAAUAGGAUUGGUCGACAUUAUCUACUGUAUGUACUACUUUUGAAAAACGGCUGUUAUCGCAAUGGGAGAUUUGUUGAUGCUACGGCCGAAAAGAUCAUGUCCAAGGCACCUUUCGUUCUUCGGAUUUCCUUCUGGAACCGAAGCUCUGUCUGUACCUUUUUGCGUAGUCGUAGAAAGAGUGAGUCAAUCAGUGGGGAUUGACCUAAGAUCGGAGUAUACAUCU